This is a messenger RNA of Eptesicus fuscus (big brown bat), 2011 nucleotides long. RefSeq names its product suppressor of cancer cell invasion (gene SCAI). The coding region runs from base 1 to 1989 and encodes 662 amino acids. NCBI's taxonomy places the organism in Eukaryota, Metazoa, Chordata, Mammalia, Chiroptera, Vespertilionidae. Gene Ontology annotation, molecular function: transcription corepressor activity. Gene Ontology annotation, biological process: DNA-templated transcription. Gene Ontology annotation, cellular component: nucleus. The record is from RefSeq and is a predicted model, not a curated record. The transcript is spliced from 18 exons.
AUGGGAGCCGAGGAGAGGCGCAGAGGAGGCGGGCCCCGCGGCAGUCUGGCCGAGGCGCGAGGCCCUCCUCCCGCCUCUCCGCCUACUCCAUCCUCCGCCGCCUCAGCUUCCCCAGCGAGCCCUGCGGCCGCCGCAGCUGCUCCCGCGGCGGAGCAGGAGCCGGAUGGUCAGAGGAGCCCGGCAGCCUCAGCAGCCGCGGAGUCGCCUGGCCACCAGACUGACUGGCACAGUGGAGAAACCACCUCGGAAACGGAAAAGCAGGUAAGGACUGAAUUUGCUCUUCAAGAAAUCAUGACCUCAGGAGGUGCUGAAGAUGACAUCCCACAGGGAGAGAGGAAAACAGUCACUGAUUUUUGUUAUCUUCUGGAUAAAUCGAAGCAGCUGUUCAAUGGGUUAAGAGAUUUGCCACAAUAUGGGCAGAAGCAGUGGCAAUCCUAUUUUGGAAGAACUUUUGAUGUUUACACCAAACUCUGGAAGUUCCAGCAGCAGCACCGACAAGUCUUGGAUAAUCGGUAUGGCUUGAAGCGGUGGCAAAUAGGGGAAAUUGCUUCUAAGAUUGGGCAGCUAUACUACCAUUAUUACUUACGCACAUCUGAGACCAGCUAUCUGAAUGAGGCUUUCUCCUUCUAUUCUGCAAUCAGACAGAGAUCAUACUAUUCUCAAGUCAAUAAAGAAGACAGACCUGAGUUGGUAGUUAAGAAGCUACGAUACUAUGCAAGAUUUAUAGUAGUUUGUCUUCUUCUCAACAAAAUGGAUGUGGUAAAGGAUCUGGUGAAGGAAUUGUCCGAUGAAAUUGAAGAUUACACUCACCGCUUUAAUACUGAAGAUCAAGUGGAAUGGAACCUGGUGCUUCAAGAAGUCGCAGCUUUUAUUGAGGCAGACCCCGUAAUGGUACUGAAUGAUGAUAAUACCAUUGUGAUCACAUCUAACCGCCUUACUGAAACAGGAGCCCCGCUGCUGGAACAGGGCAUGAUUGUGGGACAGCUGUCCCUGGCUGACGCGCUCAUUAUUGGUAAUUGUAAUAACCAGGUUAAGUUCAGUGAACUAACUGUUGACAUGUUCCGGAUGUUACAAGCCCUGGAAAGGGAGCCAAUGAAUUUAGCUUCCCAGAUGAAUAAGCCAGGAAUGCAGGAAUCAGCUGACAAGCCUACCAGGCGAGAAAAUCCCCACAAGUACCUGCUCUACAAACCCACCUUCAGCCAACUGUACACAUUCUUAGCAGCAUCUUUUAAGGAGCUGCCUGCCAAUAGCGUGCUUCUGAUUUACCUGUCAGCCACUGGCGUUUUCCCAACAGGUCGUUCUGAUAGUGAAGGUCCUUAUGAUUUUGGAGGGGUACUUACUAAUAGUAACCGGGAUAUUAUAAAUGGAGAUGCCAUCCACAAACGCAAUCAAUCCCACAAAGAAAUGCACUGCCUCCAUCCUGGAGAUCUCUACCCCUUCACGAGGAAGCCCCUGUUUAUCAUCGUGGAUUCAUCCAAUAGUGUCGCAUACAAGAAUUUCACAAACUUAUUUGGACAGCCACUAGUCUGCUUGCUUUCUCCUACAGCAUAUCCAAAAGCUUUACAAGAUCAAUCUCAGCGAGGUAGCCUCUUCACGCUCUUUUUGAACAAUCCUCUAAUGGCCUUCCUAUUUGUCUCUGGAUUGUCAAGCAUGCGCAGAGGCCUGUGGGAAAAGUGUCAAGAAUAUCUUCGAAAAAUCAACCGCGAUAUUGCCCAGCUACUGACCCAUUCACGUUCAAUAGAUCAGGCAUUCCUCCAGUUUUUUGGAGAUGAAUUUCUUCGCUUGCUUCUCACGAGAUUUGUCUUUUGUUCAGCCACCAUGAGGAUGCACAAGAUUUUUCGGGAAACACGGAAUUACCCAGAAUCAUAUCCACAACUGCCAAGGGAUGAAACGGUGGAGAACCCUCAUCUCCAGAAGCACAUUUUGGAAUUGGCAUCCAUUCUGGAUGUUCGAAACGUGUUCUUUGAAAAUACCUUGGAUGACUAUUAAAACAAAAACCCUCUUGUCGAAA